This is a messenger RNA of Durusdinium trenchii, 2031 nucleotides long. The record is from the annotation of a GenBank genome assembly. Lineage: Eukaryota; Dinophyceae; Suessiales; Symbiodiniaceae.
AUGCGGUGCGGAUCUGCUUCCUCCUCCUUCGCAGCAUUGAGCUACCAGCUGGAGGAAGCCCGAACAAAGCAGCUGAAAGAGAGGUCUAAGCGAGCCUUGGAGCUCAUGAAGGCUGCUGUGGAAUGGAAGUCGUGGGACGAGCUCCAGACCUUGUCCAAGGCCUUCCAGGGCUAUUUGGAGGAGAUCCGGGAGACAGAUCUAUGCCGCAAAACCGAUUUGGAAACGAGUAUUUCUCGAGUCUGGGCUGCGAGAGGUCAGCUGGCAAAGGCAGAUCGCCACAAGGAUGAAGCCAAAAUGCAGGCAGAGCUCAUUCAUGCAAGCAAUGUGGACUUGCGACAUCAGCUCGAAUUUGAUGCGCGCCAGUUUGUUGCACUGCUUCAGAGCUGCGCACAUUUGGAGAGACAGUUGGCUACCUUACGGCAGAAAUGCAUCGAGGAAGCUGAUCAAACACCUCCGAAAGCAGAGUCCCACGACGCCACCGGCUGUACUUCCAGGAGUGCUCCCCAGCGUGGAGCGUUUCCCGCUGAGCCCGUGACAUGUGCGACACACGUGCAGCUGACACUUGGACCACGAGACGUGUGUGGAAAAGUCAUGCUGAGCAAGGACCGUUGUAGUAGCAACUUUGCCGAAGCGGUUUCAAGCCCUGCUGCUGGACCAAGCCAAAGUGAAGGCAUCGCCCAGGUAAGUGCCGAAGCUGAGCAAGCAGCAACAGAAGAAGCAGCAGCAACUGUGUUUGCAGCUGUGGCUGCUGCAGAGACGGCUAUCGAUGAGGAAGAGCAGAGCCCUGCUGGAAUGCAACCCUCUGAAGCGUCCACAGCAUUGGAGCUAUCACCAGAGCAAAAGAAUCCUCCGAGCCGCGAGGAUAGCAAUGGGCGGAAGGAGGCCCUUCUGGUCUUGUCCGCCCUCGCAGAUUUGAAGAAGAAGUUGCAACUUUGCUCGGCAGCCAGGGAUACAUCGAUUUCUACCUGUGAUGGCACUCCGGCUCUGAUGGAACCUGCCAGCCCAGGGAAUGCACAGGCUGAGGACACGGAGGAUGUGGUAAGCACAGUGGAAACGCCACCACACAGCAGUGCUGGUCCUUCCCCUGGCGCAACUUUGGAAGAUUUGCUGCGAAGUGGCAAUCAAGAAUAUGCGAGUCCUGCAAGGAGACUAUUUUGUGAGGCGACGAAAGCUGGUGGAGAGGAUCUACCUUGUCUUGAUCCUCCAUCCCCAAAUUUGCGGCCAUCAGUCUUGGCAGCUGAAGAGGCAUUGCGAUGGGCUACAAUGAGAGAUGGCGCUCAGGCAAAUGCUCGACUCCUGGCAGGAAUGACUAGAGCAGAGGACUGUUUUGGCGAAAUUGGAGCACACAGCAAGAGCCAAACCUCUCAGCAGAGACAUGUUGUACAGACUGCAAAGCAGCCGGUGGCUAGUUUUUUCUCCGCCGUGGCACAUGGUGGCACAACAUUUGCACCAACAUUGUCCACUAGCUCAGUCUCUUCCAGCAGGAGCGUUCCUGCAGGUGCAUCAGAGCUUGAUCGAACGUUGAGACUGAUGUCUCGUUCCUCUGGCCCGGUGGUGUCUCGCACACUGAGAGGCGCACUUGGCCCGCUUCACAGUGAAGCGCAAGGAUCGCCAGCCAGUUCAACGAGUGGCCCUGGCCAAUGUGCGGGCUCACCUGAAAAGCUACAACAGCAAGGAGUUGCUGUCUCACCUUCCGCUGUCCCCUCUUUGCCUAUGCGUUCUGCUUUGCCUGCUACCGGAACUGUUUCGGCGAGGGGGCAGAGGAAUGCAGGAGGUCAAGGAGAGGCCCCGGAAGGACGGGCUGAUGCAGCAUAUGUGGCCACCGUCCAGCUUGUGAAGGAGUUGGGGAAAGUAAAGGUGUCAAGUGCAACUUCUCAAAAGCAAAAGUCGCUUCAGAAAGAGGUGUCGCAAUCUGGUGCGAGUAGGGCCACUUGCCGUGAACGCCCAAUGGAUAGGGAAAGAAGCAGCAGCCCUUCCAGGCGUUCGCGGAGAAGUGAGGCUCAGGAUCAGAGCACUAAGGCAUCACUGUGA